AUGAGAUAUGACAGAACCCAAGACCCCCAGGAGCACCUAAUGGCCUUUGAGGCCAGGAUGAACUUGGAGGGUGUGGGCGACGAGGUGAUGUGUCACGCUUUUCCCGUGACCCUGGCAGGACCGGCAAUAUGGUGGUUCAACGCUUUUCCUCAAGGAUCUGUGAUAACUUUCGUGGACAUAACACGUGCCUUCCUAGCACAGUUUAACAUGCGCAUUGCCAAAGCCAAGCACCCGAUCAACCUUCUAGGGGUGACCCAAAGAAGCGGCGAACCGACCAAGAAGUAUCUUGAUAGGUUCAACGACGAAUACCUGAAGAUUGACGGCCUGACCGACUUGGUGGCCAGCCUGUGCCUGACGAAUAGGUUGUUGAAUGAAGACUUCAGAAAACACCUCACUACCAAACCUGCGUGGACCAUGCAGGAAACCCAAAAUGUGGUGAGAGAAUAUAUCAAUGACGAGGAGGUCAGCCAAGUGGUGGCGGCCAAUAAACGGCAGCCCGCCCAUGUUUCAGCCCACCAGCCCGUGAACGGGGAAAGGUCUAAGGAGCACUCCAAAGACGGAGGGCGGAUUAAACCCUUCAAACCGUUCCUCCGAGUAGGAAGGUUUACGAACUACACCCCUUUGGCGGCCCCGAUCAUUGAGGUAUUCCAACAAAUAGCCGACAAGGGCAUCUUGUCGAAACCUUGCCAACUCAAGGACAUAACUGGCAGAAACAAAAAUCUCUAUUGUGAUUACCACAAAGGUUUCAGCCAUAAAACCCAAGAUUGCUUCGACUUGAAAGAUGCUUUGGAACAGGCAAACCGUGAAGGCAAACUAGCGAAGUUCUCACAUUUUAUAAGAUAA
This is a messenger RNA of Arachis duranensis, 843 nucleotides long. RefSeq lists its product as uncharacterized. Lineage: Eukaryota; Viridiplantae; Streptophyta; Magnoliopsida; Fabales; Fabaceae. The transcript has a single exon. The record is from RefSeq and is a predicted model, not a curated record. Bases 1 to 843 code for a protein of 280 amino acids.